AUGAGGUGCCUGGCAUGUCGCACGGGCCACAAGGGCUUCACCUGGCCCAGGAACCACGCCAGGAGCACCACCAUGUUGAACAGGAACGAGCAACCCCUGGCCAGGGACAAUGUGCCCACCGGCUGUUGGCCUAAAUUCAAGAAUAGAUGCAGGUGCAAACGACUGAGGGAAAUGAAAUGUUGCUCAAGAAGAUCGAGGAUCGCGCCCGCGGAGGCGACAGUCUGCUGCCCCCCGGAACGAAGGUUCGGCGCCAUUUGCCGCCGCUUGUUCGACAACUGCAAAUGCAAGCGAAACGCCGAAGCAGAACGCACAAGGAGCAUACGUGCCAAGCACAGUCUUACCAGCGUAGCACCGCCCCCGCUGUCGGAGGAACCGAAAGCUAAGAUACCGGAUGUCCUAGUGGAGCACAAUUCGCUGAUGCGUGGCGCUAUACCCUGUCUGCCAGUUCCUCUCGCGUGGUUCUGUCUCGUGUGGAACGUCCUACUGCCUGGCUCAGGAACCGUGUGGAGCGGUAUUUUCAACUUGUGCACCGGCCAGCCGAGAUUCUCGCCGGUGGCUGGACUGAAAUCGAGACUGGGUGCGUUCGUGGUGAACCUGGUGGUCGGGGUGGGUCAAUUAUUCACCGUUUUAUUCUGCCUGGUUGGGUGGGGCUGGAGCAUUUGGUGGGGCGUCACUUUGGUCCGUUUAGCGAGGAAGUACAAGAGAUUCAAAGCUUCCGAGGCAGCCAGCAACGAUCCGGAAGCGAGGGGCGGAGAAGCAACGGCUCUGCCACCGGGUGUACCGAGUCAGGCGUUGAGAGGGAUGGAACGGACGAUUCGAUAA
Messenger RNA from Eufriesea mexicana, 822 nucleotides. Its product is annotated as protein stum. Gene Ontology annotation, biological process: sensory perception of mechanical stimulus; proprioception; taxis. The coding region runs from base 1 to 822 and encodes 273 amino acids. Lineage: Eukaryota; Metazoa; Arthropoda; Insecta; Hymenoptera; Apidae. The record is from RefSeq and is a predicted model, not a curated record. Gene Ontology annotation, cellular component: sensory dendrite. The transcript is spliced from 5 exons.